Salvelinus fontinalis (brook trout) is the source of this 1641-nucleotide messenger RNA. Its product is annotated as kelch domain-containing protein 1-like. Gene Ontology annotation, molecular function: protein binding. The transcript is spliced from 13 exons. NCBI's taxonomy places the organism in Eukaryota, Metazoa, Chordata, Actinopteri, Salmoniformes, Salmonidae. The coding region runs from base 196 to 1431 and encodes 411 amino acids. The record is from RefSeq and is a predicted model, not a curated record.
AUGUUCUGAAACGAUUUAAAUUUCACAAUAGAAACGCGGCCCAGGAGUUUACAAUCCUGAAAAGCACGUUUGCACACUCCGGCUUGCUUUUGCAUGUAGCAAGAAGUCCAUCCCAUCUCAGAGCCAUUAGCAUUCCUAUGAUCUGGAGAAAGUAAAACCGAGAGACACACAGUUGCUUUUCUUUAGUCGCAGUAGAUGAUGGAUACAGGAACCGGUGUCGAGAUGUUGAACUCGCUGGAGCGGAGUGAUCACACUGCAUUCGUGGAAGGGAGCUUUCUUUACGUGUGGGGAGGCUGUAAGUCAGUCUCUGGAACAGAAACACAGUUACCCAGUGAUGAGAUUUGGCUGUGUGAUUUGGAGAGUGGAAUAUGGGAGCGAAGGGGGAUGGAGGGAGAAAUCCCUCCGGCCUUAUCAGGCGCCUGCGGUUCUUAUCACAACGGCACUCUCUACGUGUUUGGAGGGUGUGACCAAAAUGGACACACCAACCAGCUGUACAGUGUUGACCUGCUGGAAGGAUGCUACACCUGGAGGAAAGUGACAGACGCCGGGGGUAACACCCCCUCACCCAGAGACAAACAGUCCUGUUGGGUAAACCGAGACAGGCUCAUCUACUUUGGCGGGUAUGGAUGUAAAACCAUAAGAGAGGUCAACAACUCAAGGAACUUCACAGUCCAUGAAUCAUCCUGGGCAAUGAUUGGGACGGCAUUCUUUAGGUUCUGGGGCUGGAACAGCGAAGUCAACGUAUUUGACACACACACUGCGACGUGGGAGGAACCUGAAACCCAUGGUCAGACCCCAUCUCCUAGAGCCUCCCACACCAGCGCCGCCCUGGGGGACAAAGGUUACAUCUGCGGAGGUCUGGAGGACACUGAUUUGGACAUCCACUGUCUGGAUCUUGACACCUGGAUAUGGACACGGAUUGACUUGCCCUCGUCUUUGGUGCCCGUGGGGCGUUCCAUGCACACCCUGACCCCAGUGUCUGACCACACCCUCUUCUUGUUUGGUGGGCUGAGUAUCACCGGUGAUUCUUUAAGUGACGGAUGGGAGUUUGACACUCAGACAAAUACAUGGAGAGAGAUGGAUCACCGACACCAUGACAAGCCCAGGUUGUGGCAUUCGGCCUGUCGGGGCAAGGAUAGUGAUGUGGUGGUCUUCGGGGGGAGUCGGGACUACGUCCUCCUGAUGGACUCGGUCACUGUUUUGAGGUCUCCAUCACAGAACCACUGCAAAGAUGUUCUAGUCUUUCAGACCCAGCCAUACCCCCUGCUCAGAUUAUGUAAAGACUGCAUAGGAUGUAACGCUGAUGUUUUGCAAGAGCAGCUUUUGUGGCUGCCACCCAAACUACAGGAGACUGUGGACAAGAGAGUGUCCUUCUUCAGGAUCGGCCCAAACCAGGAAAAUAAAAAACGGUUGGACCUGGUUUUAGAUUGACAGUAUAUUUUACUUGAUCUAUAUAUUACAGUAUAUCACAUUACUUAAGUUUUAUUAACUGUUUUGUUUAAGUGUGGUAUUCUAUGUUUUUAUCAGAACUUGUUCAUUUCACUUUCCUAAAGCUCAUUAGGAAAUGAGUCUCAUUUGUGCAUCGGUCUAAAGCUCUUCUCACACAGGUUUGAAUGGGAGAUGGCUACAGGUAGUAAGAUU